AUGACCGCCUCGUCCUUGCAGAUCCACCUGGAUCCCAACCUCACCGCUACUGGCUACGUCAUCGAUGUGACCAUCAAGGUCACCAUCCACAACACGAGCAACACCCCCAUCACCUUUCUCAACUGGUCCACUCCGAUGGAUCCGAACGCGGACAUCCUCGGCGUGUUUGACAUCCACGACGCAGACACUGGCGAAAUCGUCCACAUCCCCACCAUUGAAAUGUCGCGUCGCAGUCUCCCCUUCAUCGACGACCUGGUCGAAGUCCCGGCCACCGGCAUGGUCGAAGCAUACGUCGAAUUGCCGCGCGUUCCGCUCUUCCACGGCCACCGCUACACCAUCCAAGCCCAGGGCUCCUGGCAUGCAUUGUGGAAGGGUCCGAUCGACCGAGUGACCAACCACCAUCUGGAGAAUCUGAGCGAAGCCGAACAAGGCGAGUUUGAAUCGGAGGUCGGAUGGCUGGUUCUGGAUUGA
This is a messenger RNA of Aspergillus sclerotioniger CBS 115572, 471 nucleotides long. RefSeq lists its product as uncharacterized. Lineage: Eukaryota; Fungi; Ascomycota; Eurotiomycetes; Eurotiales; Aspergillaceae. The transcript has a single exon. Bases 1 to 471 code for a protein of 156 amino acids. The record is from RefSeq and is a predicted model, not a curated record.